Molecule: messenger RNA, 2655 nt
Organism: Prosopis cineraria
Lineage: Eukaryota; Viridiplantae; Streptophyta; Magnoliopsida; Fabales; Fabaceae
Exons: 3
Coding region: 200-1813 (537 amino acids)
Source: RefSeq, a predicted model, not a curated record
UCCCCCUCUCUCCCUCCCUACCUCCCAACCCCCCCCCCUCUCUGUCUCUAAUGUCGAUCUUCCUAGGGGAUGGUUGUCCUCCUGUUCACGUAGUCUGAGCUUGAACCUCCUCGUCCUCGUAAUUACUGCAACAUUUCGUUUUGUAAUCUCUUCGGUAUAACUUGGUACUGUGGCGCACAGUUCUGCAAUCAUACAGGUGAUGAUGGCUCAAAAGCACCUGCGCGAGCUACUGAAGGAGGAUCAAGAACCCUUCCUUCUGAAAAAAUUCAUUUCUGAUAGGCGUAGCCAGCUGAAGAGGCCUUCCCCCAAGAGUAGUAUGCAACUGAAGAAGCGAAGACCAAGACCAAUGCAUCAGAACUCAAACUUGCCCGUUAAUUUCUGUAAACACGCUUGCUUUUUCUCAUUCCCCAACACGCCUGACCCCAGAAAAUCGCCCCUCUUCCAAUUGCCCUCGCCGGCGAAAAGCACCUCCGCCUCUCCCAAUCCCAUUUUUCUUCACAUCCCUGCUCGAACGGCAGCGCUUCUUCUUGAAGCCGCUCUUCGGAUUCAGAAACAGUCCUCCGCCUCUCCCAAGACCAAACCCCAACAGAAAAGCAAUGCCUUCGGCCUCUUUGGGUCAUUCUUCAAGAGACUAACGCAGCGUAAUCGGAACCGGAAGCAGGAAAUAGAGGGUGAGAGAGCUGGGGCCCCUGUGAAGGAAAUAUUGAGGUGGGAUUCGUCAACUGGUCCUGGUGAACUUUCCAAUGGAUUCUCUGAAAAGACGGACUCUCAGAAGGAUAACAAUGUCUCGGACUUGAGUGCCUGUGAGGUGGAGCUUCUCUGUUCUUGCAAUGGUAGGCCUAGCAGUGCAUUUUGGUCGGAGAGCAAUGAAGAUAAAUCUUUGGGCAUGGAAACGUCGAUCAGUAGCCAGGGGGGCGAGUUUGAAGAGUUUGACUUUCUUUCCAAACUGAGCAACAUUACGGAGUGUGCUUGUUGUGAUGACAAUGCCCUCUGCCAAAGCCCUUUCCGUUUCGUUCUCCUAAGUAGCCCCUCCUCUGCCUCCCGCACGCCAGAAUUAGCUUCCCCGGCAUCGUCUCCGGGUCACCGCACAACACAGGACAAAGAGAAUAACGAAGCAGAGAGGGUCGACCAAUGCCAAUCAGGAGAGGAAGCGGAAGAGAAAGAACAGUGUAGUCCAGUCUCUGUUUUAGACCCACCAUUCGAGGAUGAUGACGAGGGGCAUGAAAACAAUGAGGAGGUGGAGGAGGAGGAGGAUGGUGGUUUUGAUCUGGAGAGUAGCUAUGCCAUUGUACAGAGAGCAAAGGAGCAGCUUCUACAGAAGCUCCGUAGAUUUGAGAAACUAGCGGAACUGGAUCCUCUCGAACUGGAGAAAAGAUUGUUGGAUCAAGAAGAAGAAGAAGAGGAUGAAACACUGCUUGAGGAGCAUGACUGGGAAGAUGACGAUAAGGAGACGCCAGAUGAAGAAAAUGGGUACAGUGAGUUAUUGUUAGGAGUCCUGAGGGAGUCAAACUGGGAAGAAAGAGGAGAAAUCAGGGCAGACAUGAAGAAACUAAUUUGUGAUCUGUUGAGAGAGGAAAGAGAAGGGAGCGAAGAGGAAGACAGAGAGAAGUUGAUCAGAGGGGUAUGCAAGAGGCUGGAAUUGUGGAGAGAGGUGGAGACGAACACGAUUGAUAUGAUGGUAGGACAAGACUUGAAUGGAGAAGAUGAAGGGUUGAAGAGGAAUGGGGAACAUGUGAGAGAAGUGGCCGGGGAGCUUGAGCAUGCUAUCUUUGGAUUUUUAGUGGAAGAGAUGUCCCAGGAGCUGGCAUGUUAAAUCGGGAUGGCAGGCUUAUUAUUAUUCUUUUUAUGAUGAUCAUCAUCAGAAGAGUACAGUCUGACUUGCAUCGUAGUAAAAUGGAGUAGGCUAGUUAGCAAAAAAUACCCGAGUGCAUGUACAUGACUAGUGUAUUUAGUGACAUGUGGGUCACAUUUCCCAUUGAAUUGAAAUACUAUAAUGUUUACGUAUUGCAGUCGUCCUUUCGUGAAUCUCGCGGAGUAUGACGAAAAAAAUUGUCCCAACGAAUGUAAGGAUGAGGAAGGGAAGGAAUAAGGAGGGGUGGGAGCGGGGGAGGGAGGUAAGUUGAAAGGGAAGAAUAGAGUUAAAGGGACCUUGUCGGUUCUCAAUAAGGAACAAAAUGAAAGGACUAAUCAGUCUUGAUGCCAUGCUUUAUUCUACACGCACACGCAAUCUUUUCCAAGGCGUUGUGGUGUGAAGCCUCGUGAAUGAGCUUUAGGGAUGGUCAAGUGACGAACUUCUCCGCGGAAGCUUUUGCGCUAUUGUGACUCAAGAACUUCGGAGGGGGCCAUCUUUUUGCCUUCUCGAGAAGGCUCUUGCUUCCACGCUCAAGAGUUGCUCCGCAUUCAUCUGAAUUUCGGUGGCCCAACCACCUUGCGUCGCCUGGUUUGUCUUCCUUGGGCUCCAACCAAACACUAUGUAGGCUUACGGCCUUGAGCCCCCGAAGGUACCCACGUCAUUGGGCUCGUUGGCUGGGGCUGCUUUCCCUUAUAUUGUUGAGCACUUUGGACAGUCAACACUGUCAUUCCCCUCCCCACCGAGCUCAACCCAAAAAUGUCAUGCUAAUUUAUUUAAUAGUAAGAAUAAUUGGUUUCAUAUUA